CAGUGGUUGCCCUUUAACCCUGUGUGCUUGUCUCUGACAGGUGUCACCUGUGGGCACCACUCAGGGGCACCUGUGAGGCAGGGGACGCGGCGGCCCAUUUGAGGGAGUGUUUCCUUUGAAGAAGAGGGAUGGCGGGUUCUUACCUCCCGGGCCCCAGGCCCCGUGCGGAAGAGGCCAGGCGAGCAGAGCCCUUAGGAUGCUGUGCCCGUCCCGGGAGGGCUGGUGGAGGGGCCCUGGUUGAUCAGACGGUUGGAUCAAGCUCAGAACCGGAAGUAGAAUUAGGUUGGAGGAUGCCUGGGACGAGCAUGUUCUGGGGCCACAGCCCACCUGGCCAGCCCCAGCCAUGGGAUUUGGGUUCACACCCCAGGCUAAGCCUCGAAGCAGGAAACGCCUGGUGCCGUUUGGGGGCAGAGGUGCUGAUGCUGAUGGACCAGAACGUCCUUGGGCUCCGUUUGGUCAGCCUCCGAGGAACAGCUCGGACGAGGGCAUCCUCUCGGUGAAGCACACACCGCAACGGUCCAACCAGGGCCUGCCCGAGCCGCCCCCCGCCCACUCCAUUCCCAGAGCCCCAGUGCGGGGGCAGAGCCGGGCUCCCGGGCCUGGCUGUUGGGAGAGAACAUGGGUGGUGGCAGCCGGCGGGCCUCCGAGGCCACUUGCCGGAAGCGCCUUCCCGACAGGGCUCGGUUGGCACUGCCCCGGCCCCCUCACCCUCUUCCUCGGGUUUCUGACUCCACCUGGAGAUCCUGCUUCUGUUCUCGGUGUUCCGAGGCUGCCUCUGCCCAGGUUUGUCUCCAUCACGUGCGCUGGGGGAUGUUUGUGGGCGACCAGGCUGAGCUGUCUCACCUCCGACCCUGGGAAGGGAAGCGCUUCUGUCCGUGGGGGAGCAGGAGCCUGGCCGGUCCUCGGCAGAGGCCUGGGCCCUGGGCUGGGAGGGGCGCGGGGGCGUGGGCUCCACCGUUACACCUCCGAGGGAGCGUCUGACCCCGUGUGUGGGUUCUGUGGGCGCCUUACCCCUGCCCUGGAAUCGGCCCGUCCAUCUCCUCACUGGUCCGGCCCCAGCCUGUGCCCUCAGCCACCUACCUUCACAGGGAGCGUCUCUCCUUUGACCCCAGGUUCCCUGCUCUGUGCCGGCCUGGCUCCCUCUGCCCGCCUCCCGGGCCCUCCUUGUCUGCCGGGAAGCAGAGCCGCAACCUCGCCGAAUCCACCCACACGGCUGGGCCGCGGCAGCAGGAGGAAUGGUGUGCGUGCGCUCCAAGGGCUCGGGAAGGCGAUGCCUUGGGCGCCCGGGAGUCACGGCCGCCAGACGCACUGUCAGGCCCGUACCUCUCAGCAUCACUGUUGAGACAGAAGCGUUCAGCUGAACCUGUUUUCCGUGCUGAGCCCACAUAUGUAGGAUGAACUCGUGGUUGGGGGCUAAACCUCACAUCCGAGAAGUUACCUUGAACUAGAACAGACUGGAGCCCUCGGGCACCCGGAUCAGAGCAGGUUCUGCCAUCCCGGGCGGGCAGCCUCCAGGCCCAGGUCCUGGCUCGAGGCCGGUCUGUGGUCCCUUUGGGUGCAUCUCAAACCCUCCAGUAUGUUUGCCUUUUGCCCUUGAACUUUGGACACGAGCCCCCUGUGCCUGCUGUGUGCCCCUCAGGACAGUCCCUGGGCCCAUCCUGAAUCUGAGUGCCCCCCGCGGAGUCGCCCCGGCAGGCUGGCCGGUGCCCACGUAGCAGUUCCGAGAGCACGUGCUCUCCGCCGACAGGCUCCGCACCGUUUGAUGGGUGGGACCCCAGGGUGUUUCGGAAUGAUCCUUUGUUGUCGUACUUCCCGUGGCAGCAGACAGAACCUCUCAUCUUUCGGGGCCCCCACCCUUGAGGAGCUGCGGAUCUGCACCGCAGAGGAGGUGCCCACGCCGCCCUUCGUCUGUCCCAGGUGAGAGGGGGAGACCCGCCCUCGGAAGGUGCAGCGGCUCCAGGCGUGAGCUGGGGUGCACAGCUGCAGCCCGGGAGACGUGGGGCCCAGACACCGCGUUCUCUGCCCGCACCCACCGGGGCCUCCGUCCGCCUGGGUUGGGCUCUUGAGCCAGCUUUCCCCGCCCGGGGGGUUUAUUUCUGACAAGCGUGUGGGCUCACAGGGAGGCCCCAGCAGCUCUCCCUCCCUCAAGGAGGCUUCCUGCCUCGGCAGGUCGGUGGCCCUUCACCCACUGUGGUCGGCCAGGUCUGCCCCUGCCUCCGGGCCCAAGGUCGCUGUUGGCUGCAGGAGCACCCGUGUGGGGUGGGAGUGGUUCUAGGGACCUAACAUGUCCUUCCCACCUGGCAGGGCCCCAGGGGGUGGUCCUGGCUGCCCAGCUCCCUUGCAGCUCUGGUCCAUGGGCUUGGCCUUGAUGUGUUCGGUGCAGAUGCCUCGAGUGGCCAGGGCCCUGCAGGUCGUGGCUCAGCUAGGAGCGCUCGGCCCCUGAGUCUGCAGCAUCCCAACCUCCUUGGGGUGAGCACGCUCCCUGCCUCCCUCCCUCCCUCCCUCCAUGCACAGAGCGUGGGCCUUCCCUCAGAAGCCAGACCCUAAUGAAGGCUUUGUCUUGGUGGCAGACAGCUGUUGCCAUCGUGAUCCCCACUUUUCCUGUCUCACCGUGGUGUGAGGCGGGAGUUCACGCGGGUCCCUGGGAAUCCAGUGUUUCGUGGCUUCCUCCUCAAGGACCCACCCCCGCACCCAGCAUGCGCUGUCCUUGGUCCUGCAUGGCACAGCCUGGGCCCUGCGUCUCCGGGAUUUGCCAGGAAAUAGUCUCAAAAGGUCCCUGUUACUCCUUGUUACUCAGUUGAAGGUGAGGCUUUGGUCUCUGAACUAGGCCUUUUGUCCUCAGUUACGUGCAGCUGACUUUCAUCUGUUACAUCAUCUGUGUGCAUAAUUGAGGGUCAAGGAAACAAGGAGGGGGCUUUGCAAGACCUGCUGGGGACCCUGAGGAGCCCCCCGAGCACCUGGUGGCCUCCCCUCCGAGGGAGCCAUCCCCAUGAGCCUUGGUGUCACCUGAAGCCGGGCUGUCUGGGUGGCCGGUCUCAGAGCCACUGUGGGAGUGCAGGGAGCCUCCACCACCAGCCCUGCACCACGCGGGGCCUCCCUGGCCCGUGUCUUUCUGCCGGAUGUAGAUGCCAGGUGUCUGAAGGACCAGGUUCGGGGGAGGAAGACCUAGAUGUAGCAGCGCAGCCGCUGUGGGCAGCCAGGAGGUGGCAGCGCCAGCCCGGGGACGCAGGCCAGUGUGAGGUGGCCGUGGUGGUUAGGCUUGUCUGACAAAUGGCAAGAGCCAAAAGCGCCCCCAGCUACGGGCAAGUGUCUUUUCAAGUGAAAACUCUUAAUUAAAUGUAUUUUAAAAGCCGCUUUCACCAUCCAAGAAGGUAGGAAAUGUAUUUUGAGUAAUACGAGCUUAUUGAAAUAAACUCUCCUAACUUAAAAUCUGGGAAAGACAGUAAAUGUAUCCCUCAGAGCUCCUAAGUCAGCUCGUCUGUGUCCCUGAGUGGAGUGGGUAACGUGCUUGUUCCAAACUAUCCGGAUUGACCCUUAGAGACCACAGGCUUCGUCUUUGGGGCAGUGAGCCCUCUCCUGGGGCCGAGGACACAGCCAUCGGGGUUGGGGGUGGGGGUGGAGUCCUGUCUGGAGGGUCCCAGAGGAGGCACUUCCAGCUCAGGGCCGCCUGCUUGGCACAACCUUGACUGCAGGACCUGUGUGGCCCAUCCGAGCUCCGAGGGGCUCGGCCCUUCCAGGUCCCGGGCCUGGGCUCCCUUCACUCUGCUCUCAGUUCACCCAAGGCUUCUCCCUCCUGGACACUCUUUGUGUCCUUUCUUGGGUGGGCUUCCGGAUUUCCUCACUGCCACGCUGAGCCAGGCUUGGGAUUGGGCUUCCAGGUUAGCUUUGUCUUUGCCGAAGGACUUGGGUUCAGCAUGGGCGUUUGCCGAGACUCUGCAGGGCGGAAACGGCCAUCGGUGACUUCCUGGCGGCCCAGUGGUUAAGGCUCUGAGCUUCCACUGCAGGGGGUGCAGCUUCGAUCCCUGGUCGGGGAAACAAAGACGUGGGAGAAGGCUGCAGACACUAGGUCUGCUUUCUGGAGAGGCGUGGGUCAAAGGGCAGCCGGUAGGCUGGUCUGGGGGCAAGCAUCCUCACCUGACUUGUCCCCGGUGGGGUGGGGGAUCACAGCCCAGCCUGCCCCCACGUGCCUCCGUGCCUC
Mesoplodon densirostris (Blainville's beaked whale) is the source of this 4198-nucleotide messenger RNA. RefSeq lists its product as uncharacterized. The record is from RefSeq and is a predicted model, not a curated record. NCBI's taxonomy places the organism in Eukaryota, Metazoa, Chordata, Mammalia, Artiodactyla, Ziphiidae. Bases 344 to 1342 code for a protein of 332 amino acids. The transcript has 3 exons.